This is a messenger RNA of Trypanosoma conorhini, 2769 nucleotides long. RefSeq names its product putative immunodominant antigen, putative,tc40 antigen-like. The transcript has a single exon. Bases 1 to 2769 code for a protein of 922 amino acids. Lineage: Eukaryota; Euglenozoa; Kinetoplastea; Trypanosomatida; Trypanosomatidae. The record is from RefSeq and is a predicted model, not a curated record.
AUGACGCAGACUGUGGAUUUGUUUAACCACGCAAAGUCCAGCAGCAGCGAGGGCCGGGUGUGGUCGGUGGACGCUGCGACGUUCAAUGAGGUGCCCGAGGUGCCGCGCGUGCUCGCGGACUCGCAGUUUUACCUCGCCUACACCAUGAAGCGGCGCCACGUGCUGCGGGUGGUGAAGCGCUCGAACCUUUUGAAGGGCUGCGUGCGGGCACACGCGAAGCCCAUCCACGCGGUGAAGUUUGUGAACUACCGCAGUAAUGUGGCGGCGUCUGCGGGCGAGGGCGAGUUCUUCGUGUGGGUCGUGACGGACGAAACGGAGGUGGGCAACGGCGACCCCAACCCCGCGGCCCACCUGACGGUGAAGGUCUACUUUAAGCUGCAGGACCCUGUGACCCUCCCGUGCUUCUCCUUCUUCAUCAACGCGGAGAGCCAGCGGCCCGACCUGCUCGUCCUCUACGAGACGCAGGCCGCCAUUCUCGACAGCUCCUCCCUCAUUGAGCGCUUCGACGGGGAGUCGUUGGAGGCAUCGCUGCAGCAGAACUGCACCACUCUGCGCGCCCUGAGCCACCCCGUUAGCGAGAACAGCCUGUGCUCAGUGGGCUCCGGUGGGUGGUUCACCUUCACGACGGAGCCAACCAUGGUGGCGGCCUGCACGCUGCGAAACCGCAGCACCCCGUCGUGGGCCUGCUGCGAGGGCGAGCAGGUCAGGGCACUGCACCUCCUUGACGCCGCUGUUGCGGAAAACGCCGCCGUUCUCGUGGCCGCCUCCACAAGAGCGGUGUAUCAGUGGCUUCUUACGGGAGUGGCGGAGCCCAGUCUGCUGCGGAAGUUCGUCAUUGAUGGGCCGAUUGUUGCGAUGGAGAGUUCACGCGAGACCUUUGCCGUCUUUGAUGACAGGAAGCAGCUGGCGCUGGUGAGCGUGCAGUCCCCGAGCAGCUUCGUCUGCAACUACUUCAUGAUGCCGUGUCAGUUGCAGCGCCGCGGCUUCUGCUUCAAUCGCACCGCCGAUGGAUGCUGCGUCUUGGCUGACAUGUCAAAUCGGUUAACGAUCUUUCAUCUCAAGCCCUCCCGCAGGGAAGAGCAGCCGCACGGGCAAAAGCCGCCGGCUGUGACGACGGGGAAACGCGGGGGCGCGUCUUUGAAGCCCGACACCACCACCACGACGAAGACGACGAGUGCCACAGUCACCGCUGGCGUGUCCCCCGUCCCGGCGGCGACGGCGUCCGCGUCGCUGCCGACGGCGCAGGCUGAGGGGCCGCGAGUGGGGAAGAAGAUCAUUGCCAACCUAGUGAGCCAGCUGGGGCUUAGUGCCUCCAAAACGAACGUCGUUGUCGCCGCCGGAUCGCCGGCCACGUUGCAGUCCACUGCGACAGCCACUGCGGCUGCCGCCCCGCAGCGGACCAGCCCAUACGGGCACAGUAGUCGUCCCGUAACGGCUGGGUUGGUGGCAGCUAAUAGUGGCGCCAACGCGACGCAGCCGCCCACAGCCGCGGCAGCAACAGGAACAACAACAGCAACGGCAGACGGAGAUGGCGAGGGGUCCUCCCCAGCGUGUGUCACGAGCCCUGCAACGGUGCAUGGGUCACGCCCAGCGCUUCACAACUCUUCUCUCCCGCAGGCGCCCACGGACGGCGUGCUGGCGGCAGCCGUGUAUCAGUCGGAGGAGGAGGUUCGCCAUGCGGUGGCGCAGCUGGAUUCUGUGAUCACCAACACGUUGCAGGUGCUGAAGCUGCUCCCCGACACGGUUCGACGGGACCACGAACAGCUUCUCAACCUCGGCCUAGAGGCACAGAUGACCGAGCUUCAGCAAAGUCGUUCUACGCCGCAAACGCAGCCGCCACCGCGCCCGGCGGCUGCGGCGACGCCAUCCGUGUUUGAGACGUACACCCUUGUGUUUAUCGCGGACUCGCUCUCCCGCAACAUUGCGAAGGGGGUGAAGCGUGGCGUGGACCAGGCCAUGACGCUGCACCUCGACCACGAGGUGCGGCACGCGAUAGGAAGCCGAGUGCGGCAAACACAGAAGAAUAUCAUCAAGAACCGCAUCGAUGAAGCAAUGCGGGAGAGCACCACACAGUUUGUGGCGCAGGUGACGCAAACGGUGGAGAAUUUGGUAAAGCGCGAACUUGCCGAGGUGCUCGGCGGCAUCAACGGCUCUCUCACCACCCUCGUAAAGGAGAACGCCUCCCUGCAGAAGGAGCUGAACACCAUUAUGUCUAGCGGUGUGGUGGAGGAGAUGCGUCGCAUGCGGAAGGAGCUGUGCACGCUGCGAGAGACGGUUGAGCAGCAGAAGGCGGCGCUUGAGAACUGCUCUCUCCGCGCCACGGGCGCCCUUCAGGGAAACACGCCAGCCCCCGAGACAAUUCUCGCAACGGCGCUGUCGCUGAUGCAAGAGAAGCAGCACCUCCAAGGACUGGAGUAUCUGCUGGCGGCUCAGCAGCCCCCGCUGCUCCUGCAGUUCUUUACCAAGCUCACAAAGGAGAGCGAAAGCAUCUACUUGGAACUCGUGGAGAACGCGGCAACGCCGAAUGAGGUGUGGUGUUCGCUGCUGCUGCAACUCGUAGAGGCCGCAGAGACGGAGGCCGAUAAGGAGGCGGUCGUUAGCAUCGCCAGCGAUAUUCUCUCGGAGCGGGAAGAACUCCUUCAUGGCAGCGCGCUCGGCGCCAAACUCGCCCGCGUCAUGCGAGACUUUGGAGAGCAGGCGAAGACGGAAACCACGAACCGGUCAUUUCUGAAGUGCCUGAAGGACCUGAAAAAGCAGUUGCAGGCAUGA